Messenger RNA from Thalassophryne amazonica, 3462 nucleotides. RefSeq names its product transmembrane protein 175 (gene tmem175). Gene Ontology annotation, cellular component: lysosome; endosome. Gene Ontology annotation, molecular function: proton channel activity; potassium ion leak channel activity. The transcript is spliced from 10 exons. The record is from RefSeq and is a predicted model, not a curated record. Lineage: Eukaryota; Metazoa; Chordata; Actinopteri; Batrachoidiformes; Batrachoididae. The coding region runs from base 67 to 1623 and encodes 518 amino acids.
CACUGACGCAGCCGGUCCCCGGUCAGCUGACGCUCGGUGUGGUGUGUUUACGUUCAAUUCCACGUAAUGAUGGAGGAAAAUGACAGCAGCGACAUCAUCGAGCACCACGUCGAGGAGGAGAUGGAGAAGAAAACCAAGAGGUGCAGCACAGGUUCCGUCCGGGUGAGCGGGAGUCCGUCCGAACCACCGGGAGGGACUCAGUCUUCACACCGGCUCCUGUCCUACAGCGACGCCGUCAUCUCCAUCAUCGCCACCGUCAUGAUUCUGCCAGUUGCACAUACAAAGGUGGAAGAUCAGGAGGAUUUGAGUGAAAGUGUUCAGCUUCUGCUGACAACUAAGAUCGCUGUUUACUUGAUGACCUUCCUGAUCGUGACGGUGGCGUGGGCCGCUCACAUCAGAUUGUUCCAGGUGAUCAAUAAAAUUGAUGAUUGCCUGGCACUGCUGAACCUCGCGUGCAUGAUGUUGAUAACGUUCCUGCCAUACACGUUCUCCCUGAUGGCGACUUUCCCCAAGAACAUUCUCGGGAUUUUGCUGUUUUGUGGAUGCGUGAUAGUGAUUGGCCUCAUCAGGUCAGCGGUGAUCGUGCUGUACGCCUUCAGCCAGCCCUUCCUGCUGAACGAGCAGAUCCAGAUCUUGGAGAACCGGACUUUCUACAAACACCACAUCUUGAAAGUCAUCCUGAGGGUCCCCAUCAUGUGUUUCUUUGCCAGCAUCACCUCAUUCUUCCUGUUCCAGUUGUCAUACGUGUUGCUGGCCAUUGUCAUCUUCCUGCCGUACAUCUCACAGUGUGUGAAGUGGUGUCGCUCGAAAGCAGUCGGUCACGUGGAGGAAACACCAGACUCCAUGUUGUUCUACACCUACCUCCCUAAUGAGCCCCUCAGUAAGGAGCGAGUGGAGGCAUUCAGUGAUGGCGUUUACGCCAUCGUGGCAACGCUGCUCAUCCUCGACAUCUGUGAAGACAACGUUCCAGACCCAACAACCGUGAGGAACCAGUUUGGCGGGAGCCUGAUUGCGGCACUGCAGGUCUACGGUCCAGAAUACCUUGCAUACUUUGGCUCCUUCGCUACUGUAGGCCUCCUGUGGUUCGUCCAUCACUCACUCUUCCUCCAUGUCACCAAGGCAACGCGUCUCAUGGGCCUACUGAACACCUUCUCUCUGGCUUUUGUCGGAGGUUUGCCUUUAGCUUACCAGCUAACACACGAGUUCCUGCGAAAUUCCCGCAAUGAACUGGAAGCCAUCCAGAUCAGUUGUGUUAUAAUUUUCUUUGCAGGAAUUUUCCAGUUAGCUAUUUGGGUUGUUGCCCUUUAUAACGAACUGGAAACCCUGCACCCAGAUGUACGAUAUGGGGGGCGCGAGCACAUCCUCAUGUUAGCUAAGUUAGCAUUGUACCCCUGUGUUGCUUUAGGGACAUUUUUCCUGACAUGUAUUUUAAGUAAAUUUAGCACCUCAAUUUUUCACCUGAUGGAAAUUACAGUGCCUUUUGCUUUUCUUGUGUUGAGGUUGUUAGUGCGUGUUGGGCUAGCUUUGCUGCGGUUAAUUUUCUGUCCUGAUAGGCCAAAUUCACAGUCUGUUGUAAUUGAGGAAGAUGAAACAAGGGUUCAAUUCAAUGAUUUGGUUAGCUAACUACAGAGGAUAACUCAAUACAAAGUUAACAAACGGAGUGGUGAGGUGUUUCUUCUCUGAAGGAGUUGUUUGGAGUCUAACAGGCUUCCGUCAGAAAGACUCAUUUCACUGUCAACCAUGCACUAAUUUACUAUCUGGUAAACUGAACAUUCCAAAGCUAGAAAGAAAGACAUGAUUUCACAUUUACUGCCCCCUUACUGUUAGCGCCACUGAGGGAUCGAUCCCAACAAGUAGGACUGUCUGGAGCAAAAUAGUCCCCUGCAGCAGCAGAAUCCGGUGUUCAUCAAGGGUCUGUUCUUGGCCUAAUCUUGUUCCCGAUUUAUGUAAAUAACAUGAGGAGUUUGAGUCUUUGUUGAUGACUGUACUGAAAAGGAUGAAUACGUCCAGAAAGACUUAAGGAUCCUGAAGAAAUGGGUUGAAUCUGAAAAUCAAACAGAGCACCUUGAUGUUAUCAUUUUAAAAUAAUUUAAAUUGUGGCCAAAGCCAAGAGGAAACUGGGGGGGCUUGAAAGAAACCUAAAAACCCAUGGAACUGGCACAAAAGAACAGUCUUAUAGGGCUUUGUGUGCCCAAGAAAUACCCAGACUAGAAUUGCACAACAAUUUUGAAUUCUUGUGAAAAUAUCAACAAGCUCCAAAUUGUCCAACGCAAAGCAGCACAGACUAAUAAUUUCCACAAUACCAGCUGUGAGACUUUAGGCUAAGAAUCAACACUAUCACCCAGUCCCUCCCAGGACCUGGCUGAUACAAGCUUGUAUGCAAGGCAUAGUUUCUUGAAAGACACAGAAACAGCAGACACCAAACCCCAGAGGAAUAUCACCAUGACAGGUUCUUCCCAGCGUCAACAGACUUUUCUUUGCUAAUCCUCAGUGGGCUCAUGGGCCUGAUACAACAUGUCAGAAAUGUUUUCAGGAGUGGUUUUAGCUACAGAAGAAAUCAGGUUUUGUCAGUGCUUUUCUGUGGCAUUGAGCGUCUUGAUACUCGAUUGGCAUUAAUUUUACUCAGGCCAUGUUAGCUUAGCAUGACAUUAGUUUAAAAUGUUUUCACAGCAGCGUUGAUAAACUGCAUGUCAAGUUGUUAAACCUUUGGGGUUUUUUUUAAUCAUCCUGGUAUGAAAUACAGGGGGAUACAGCUAUCAGCAUGUCCGUCCAUUUUCGCUUGUUAGCGCAGUUUCUCAAGAACCACUUGACGAAUUUCAGUCAUAUUUAGCAUAAGGGUAUACUCUGGUGAUCCCUGGACAUUUUGUAUUACAGACUUGUGGGGACCAGGGGCAACAUGUCAUCUCCUGAUGAUUUUUUUUUUUUUUUCCAUGUUAGGAUUAAAUGUCGAGCUCAUGUAUAUUCAAACUACUGAACAUAAUGAAAUUUUAUUUUCUGUGACAUACGUACGUAAAAUGUUUUGCAGUUAAACUGAAAUUGUAAAAUGCACUAUUUUUUAUUACUUUUUUAUAAUUUGCCACAAGAAGAUUAAAUGUUGAUCUCAUGUCUGUUCUUCAAACUACCAAACAUGAUGAAAUUUUAUUUUCUGUGACAAAUAUGGAGCUAUAACGUACAUUUGGCAGUUAAAUUUCAAUUGAAAAUCGCACUAUCAUUUUUAUGUCCAGUGGAAUGUAAACACUGUUAUCUACUACAAAGAAGUUUAAUUAUUGUGUCCUACGGCAGUCUGUGCUCAAGGUUCUUGAAAUGGAGCACUGUCUCCACCUGGUGGACAUUUAUCAUUAAUGCAGGUAAAAUAGAAUUUUGUCCAGAACUCCAGUACAUAUCCAUUAUUUAAUGCAUUUCUAAGCACAUGAGCAGAGACCACUGGAGGGGUUGUAUCAUCAAAAUAAAAUGACAGGAAGU